This is a messenger RNA of Naumovozyma castellii, 1572 nucleotides long. It is a transcript of the gene VPS17, whose product is annotated as retromer subunit VPS17. NCBI's taxonomy places the organism in Eukaryota, Fungi, Ascomycota, Saccharomycetes, Saccharomycetales, Saccharomycetaceae. The transcript has a single exon. Bases 1 to 1572 code for a protein of 523 amino acids. The record is from RefSeq and is a predicted model, not a curated record.
AUGACAUCUACUAUUCCCUAUGAUCCAUUUCCAGAGGAGGAAGAUAAUAAUCCCUUUAGUCAGCAUGAAAGAGAACAGGAAAUUCAACAAGAAUCAACACCGGUACAACAAGAUGUCGACGACAAUCAGCCACAUUCUGAAAAUGUUGUAAAUACGGAUGACCAUAGUAAGAAGGAGGAAACCAAAAUUGCUAUGAAGGAAAGAAUCAACAAUAAGUUGAAAAUAGUAAUCAAAGUCACUGAUGUGGAAAGAAUUGGUAAAAUGGCAGAAAAGAGAGAAAACCCAAUUGUAGUUUUUGAUGUAUCAACAAAUGUUCGUACUUUCAGAAGCUCUACAUAUAAAAAAAGAAGGAAAAGCUAUGAUGAAUUUAAACAAAUAUUCAAAUUCUUGAAAGGAGAAUUGAUUGAGUCGUUUAUUCCGACUUUACCAAUUCAAUACACUAAUUUUGGAAUAAUUAACACCGAAGAUCAUGAUAAGAUGAUUAAAAAUUUCCAAGAAUGGUUCGAUAGGGUGACUAUGGAUCCUCUUGUGGUCCGUAACCAGGAGUUUGCUUAUUUUAUAGAAAGUGACUUUGGAACUUAUGUCCCCAUAAACAAACCGACCGGACAAAUCACUGGACUUAAGAGAAGAACGCUGAAGCAAUUGGCACCACCUUAUGAUAGUGUUACAGAUUUGGCAGAAUUUAGACCACUAGUGAAGUCUAUUUAUCUUUUAUGUCAAGAUAUUCAAGAAAAGUUAUUAAGAUCCAAUAAGACGAAGAAAGCAAUGGUUCGACAAGAGCAUGCAUUUGGUCAAGGUUUUAUUCAGUUAGAUGAGCACAAUAACCUUUACAAAAGAUUCGGUAAAAUGUUAAAGGCUAUCGGUGAUGUAGAUAGUAUUAUAGCCACCAUGGACAUGGCAACUUUAUACGAUGGAAUCCAAUGGAUCGUAACGGACACAUAUAUGAUUAAAGAAGCUUUGACAGAUAGACAUUUAGUAAUGAGAGAAUUACUUCAGGCACAACAAAAUACUAAACUUAAGAAGGAUCAAGCAACCAAAUCAAGAACAAAAAGAGAUAGCAAUCCCUUAAAAGUGGGGGAAGCUAUUGAAAAUUUGGAAGUGGCCUCAGCCAAGGAGGAGGAAUUAACAACACAGUAUGAAAGGAUUACAGAGAAUAUGUCAAUUGAAAGGAAAGAGUGGCUUGAAUGGUACGACUCAUGGGUCAAGAAGACUAUUAAGGAAUAUUCUUUAAAGAAGAUAGAAUAUGAACGUAAGAAAUUAGCAUUAUUGGAGAGAGUACGCUCAGAUGUUAGAAGAGCAGAUGAGCGUGGUGGGUUAUCACGUCUGGGACGUGAUGUAACAUCAACUAAAGGUAGCGAUGUAUCUCAAAGUGUUGAAGGUGAUAGCUGGACAGGUGAGAUCCGCCAUCGAAGUAUAGAUGAAGUUGAAAGAGUGACGCAUACAGAAUUUGAUAAGACACUUGAAGAAGAUGGUCUUGAUGAUCUUGAAAGUACUAGUAAGGUGCAAGAGGGACAAAAGGAUCUUUUAGAUGCACGCAAUGCAGCAUCUCUUUUGGGGAUAACUAGUUUUUAA